Messenger RNA from Haliotis rufescens (red abalone), 4090 nucleotides. RefSeq lists its product as uncharacterized. Bases 129 to 2810 code for a protein of 893 amino acids. The record is from RefSeq and is a predicted model, not a curated record. Lineage: Eukaryota; Metazoa; Mollusca; Gastropoda; Lepetellida; Haliotidae. The transcript is spliced from 15 exons. Gene Ontology annotation, molecular function: protein binding.
CUUCGAUUAUGUUCCGUCAUGACUAAAAACAAAAUAAAUGCGAGCAAAAUCUAGUGACUGGUUGAGAAGAAAGGGCUGAUGAGGACAACCUAUGCCAGGAAACCAGCUCUCCCACCGUCAGCUUCACCAUGGCCCGCCCCAAGGAACAGGCUUCAAGGAUGGCCACUGGCUAUCAGAGCGCUGCAUUUCUAGAUAAAUGUAUCAAAGAAAAAGAUCGUGUCAAGGCCAAAUUAGCACAACAGCUGCGGGAUGAUGUUUUAUGCAUGCUAAGUGAAGAAAUCCACACAGACUUGACAGUGACCAACGGAAGCAAGCACAUCCAAGCACACAGGGGUGUCUUCCUGACAAGGGUUGGUUCUAUAUUCCCGGAACUGCAAAAUCCUGCCGAGACUAAAGUGUCGUUGAACAACCUGAGUGACACAGACCUGGACACCCUGGUCAGGGAGGUGUACUACGUGGAGAAUGUGCUGUAUAUGUGCGCCUACAGGGAUGACCUGCCCCACCUCAACGGCGACACUCAGCACAGCAACGGGAUAGAGGAUGGGGACCUCAAGGAGGUGAUUAUAGAGGAGGCACACAAUGGAGAUGUGGGGGAUGUGCUGGAGCAGAAGCUCACAAUGUUGGAGACGGCUACCAUUCUUAAUGAGGAGAUCAUCCCAGACGAAGUGCCUUUGAAGCAAGCUUCACCCACUGGCAGUUCCAGUGACAGUGCUAACCUGACGGACAGUGAGUCGAAAUGUCACGCAGCAGUACCUGACACUCGCAAUAACCUUCAGGAACAAGUGAACAACAGCAAGCUGGACGACUCAACAAAUGGAAUCUCUAGUGAGACUGUGUAUUGUCGAGUGUUAGGCGAGUCCCAGGGCCCCACCGACCAGCCCUACAGUGUGCCCCUACCCCAUGAGACAUGCAGCAGACUAGGCACGGACCUACUCCGGAUGUUUCUGCAGGAGAUUGGCUGGGACACCACAUUGGUCGUGGCAGGGCAUGAGUUCAAGGCACACAAAUACCUCCUGGCUGCCCGGAGCAGGUACUUCAGUGCCAUGUUUGGGGGACUGUGGUCAGAGAGUGGUGCCCAUAAAGUGAUGCUUGAGGGUGUGACGCCCUGUGCUGUAGAGCAGGCCCUCCUGUACUUGUAUGGAGGGGUCAUUGACAUCAUCGAGCCGUGUGAGCUGACAGAACUAAUCCAGGUGGCCGACAUGUAUGGCCUGGAGGGACUCAAGGAUGUUGUCUGCUACCAUGUCAAGAAGGACAGCUGUCACUUCUACCAUAAGCCAUGCCCUACUUGUGCAGCCACAGCAGCCCACGCCCUGACUCUCUCCGUCACCUACAGGCUGGAGGAGGUGAAGGACCGCACCUUCAAGUGGAUGAACAAGUUCUUCACCAAGAUUGUAGCCACAAAGCAGUUUGCAGGAAUGCCUGACUCAGUGCUGGAGAUGUGUGGAGACUUCAUGAUUGAACAGCUGACGGAUCAAACUGUGAUAGACACAAUCCUGGAGUGCCACAAGCUGACGAGCAAGCUGCCCAGGGUAAAGUGGGCAGAACCAGUGCUGGAGCUCACCUCCAAGCUUAUGGACUGUUCCAUUGACUUCACAAGUCAACACUUUGUAACCGUGGUGCGAUCUCAGAGGUUCCUGUCUUCUGGGAAGAAUGCUGCAUGGAGCGUGAGUGUGUUGGAGGACAUCUUCAGCAACGUGAUCGAUGCCCUUGCGCCACAGAAAGCGUGUGAAGCCUAUCGCGCCCUGCUCAUGCUUCACGAACACUCCAUCGAGCAGGAGUGUCCAUGGGGAGAGGACAUGCAGGCCUUGCUGAGUACACUCAUCUCGUACAGCGAGACGUACAUGAAGCACUACAUCCACCAGGUGACGCUGUCCCCCGAUUGGAGAAACCUGCCAGCGGACAUCAGGGAAAGGAUUCUCAAAAGUGCCUCAUAUGUGUGUAUAGAACAGGAUCUUACAGCCAUGACACAACCACCACUCCUCUCUAACAAGAAGGGAAACAGGGAUGGUCACAAAACAAGAAACAAUCCCAGACCGGAUAGCAACAGGUCAGCUAGGUUUGACAAAUCCCAGGACAGUGCCCAGUUCAGGACAUCAAAUCAAGUAAGAAAAACACCAGACAGACCAGCUCUACCCCUGCCAUCACCAGGAAGGUCAUCACCUAGAGAUAAGGUCAAGGUCAGGUCUUCUGACCUGUCAAGGAGAUCGCCACCAAGACCCAGCUUACCUUUCAGGUCAGCUGGUUCAAGGUCUCAGUCAGCCAAGGACAGUAUGCCAAGGUCACAAAGGUCACCUCCAAAAAUGUCUGGAAAAACGGACAAAGAAUCGAGACCACAGUCUACUCAUUCCAAUUCAAGGUCACAUGAAUCACUACCCCCUAAACAGGCCACCCCAUCCCGACCCCCACCGACAUCCUCAAGGCUUCAACAAUCACUACCCCCUAAACAGGCCACCCCAUCCCGACCCCCACCGACAACCUCAAGGCACCUACAAAUGUCCUACUGCAGCCCCAGGCCCAUUGAUUCGAGAAGUAGACUUAGUUUGUCUCCAUCCCCGGGUCCGAGAGGAGCAUCAUCAAGGUCACGCUUGCCACAGCGGGUCAUGCCGUCCUUGCGACCCGCUCGGAGCACGGGUAGUCUUAACCGAUCAUGUGACCUGAGUGAAAACCAGCGAAGUGCAUCAACCAAUAACCUUGACUUUGAUGGCUGGGGACUGAGACGCCGUGAGUACUCCAUGACCAAUCUAGAUACACUGGUACCGAUCCUGGAAACAGCCUUCACCAUGCCAGAUAUCUCAGACAUAGAGAAGUAGAAACACCUGGGAUUACCGUUUUCCCAUUUCAACUUUAAAGAUGUGCAGAUAUAUAAUUGAAUUUGGAUAGAAAACUUUUCUGUUUGCAGGAAUUUAAGAUUUUGCUUCAUUUAGAAAAAUCAUAGGUUAUUUUUACUUGAUAAAUUUACCACUUUUGCCACGAGAACACAUUUAGCAUGUAUAAAAUAUGCACAUAUAUACAUAUAUAUAAACCUCUAUCACAUGUGUUUUCUUGCAUUUAUAUCAACACAUUAAGUGUGUAGGAGGUUUUGAAUAUUCAUUGCAUGUGGAUGCAGUUAUUUGGUCUCUUCAGGAAAUCCUCAAUGUGCCUACAUGUAGGAGAGUAAUACUGGUUGGAAAUAUAUCCUGUGGAGUUGUAUCAUUCUUUUAAAAAUGUAAAAUAGUCUUACACAUUCAAUGUUCAAUUGUGUAUUUUAGAAACACAUUCUGUUCCGUGUGUUCCAUGAAUAGUACUUAUAGUAUCAAGUUACUUCAACACUUCUCAUCUGAAUCAACUUUGACUGUGUGGAUAGACAGUCGAGCUAGUUUGCCACUUGUCAUCAUGCAUAUUGAUAUAGCAGUGAAUGAAGGACUACGUUACUGACAGUGUCCAAGUUCCACACAUGGCACUAAGUACAGUGUCUCUACCGUGUCUGGCUCAACGCCGUGGAGCACAGUACAACACACAAGCCAAGAAGUAACAAGACUCUUCCAAAUAAUGUAAUUAUAUUCCACUUGUGUGAAAACAACUUUCUUCUUCAUUUACAAGAAGUGUUGGCUGUUUUAGUGAUGUGAUAUUGUAUACUGGAUAUAUGGCACAACACAUCAUUGAUGAUAACACUUCUUGUACACAAUGUGAUACUAUUAGACAGAAUCAUACAUUUAAAUCAUCCUGUAAAUAUUGAUGUGUGUGACUGAUCUCAACCUAGUGGAAUUCUGUGUUCUUUCUUUGGGGUAUCCUCCCAAAACUUCAACAUGCCAAAACCGCACUUCUAAUUUGUUUCCUCAAUGUGUUUAAUUUCUUAUUGUAUUUUUCUUAAUCUUAAAAUCUUAACCAUAUUUUGAUUUUACUAGAAAGUAAAUACACUCAAACACACAACUGUUGGAACUUCUAAAUGCAGCUUAAAGACAAAACACAUAAACCUGUUUGAUCCCAUGUUGAUUAACAUGCAAUCUCAUUAAAAUCAGAUCUUAGUUCUCGCUAUUGCUAAACAAAGAUCUGAGGACAUCCCAUUACGGGUCAUGCAGAAUGAACUUUCAUCCAACCAAUCAGAGUGUUG